Molecule: messenger RNA, 3406 nt
Organism: Octopus bimaculoides (California two-spot octopus)
Lineage: Eukaryota; Metazoa; Mollusca; Cephalopoda; Octopoda; Octopodidae
Product: calcium-independent phospholipase A2-gamma
Biological process (GO): arachidonate metabolic process
Cellular component (GO): membrane
Source: RefSeq, a predicted model, not a curated record
CUGAAAAGUGAAAUAAACAACCACUAACAACAAAAAUAACUGCAGUAAUAACUUUCAUCUGAACACUCUUCACAACAAAAUAUAGUCGUUUCCUUUUAUGUCUAAUGACAUUUCGCAAAUAACUGCUGAUCAAUACUUCGGGUUUUAAUUGUUAGAAUACUAUGUGAUGACGAAAUAUUAAGGGAAGAUCUCCUGAUAUAUCUCCUGAUAUUGAUGAUAAUAAUAACAUUGUCUAGCAGACUACCCAAUGAGCAACGAGUUUAGUUAGAAACGUUUAUUCAUGACUUGGCUUGAUGUCCGUUUUGACACACCUUCUGGAGUUGCUAACAUACGCGCUUGCUUAAUAUUCGUGUCUAAAUUUGGAUUACCAACCACCAGAGUAAGGUAAUCUUUUUUGCAUACUUGCACCUCUGAACAGCUAUUUUGCAACAUGAGUGACCGUUGAGGAAUAUUUUAACUGAAAACAGAUAUUGGAAUGAAGAAAAAAUGUCUAGUAUCCGAAGUGUUCCAAAUUGUAUUGUUCUGAAACAAAAACAGUUUAUUUUCUACAUGCCAAAAAGUUGGCCUGCAUCUACUAUUCGUAUAGAGCCUGAUCAAAAAUGUACUACAAUUCAUUUUAGAACAGUCACAAAGGAUGUGACCUCAAAAAAGAAACGUGACUUUUUAUAUUCUGUUAAAGAUCAACUGAAAAAUUUAGUAAAAAGGACAAAUAAUUUUGGUAAUGUUGCUACUCUGCGCGAAACUGACAUUAAUCAGAUGAUCAAAAAUUAUUAUAAAUUUGUUGAAGCUUACUUGGAAAACUUGAAACAUGCUAAGGAUACUAAGCACCCACCUUCCAAAAAUUCAUAUACAAGCAUUCAAAAAACUAAAGAUUUGUCUACUUUUGAAGAGAUGAUGAAGGAGACUCAUGAAAGUGUAGCUUCUUUUUAUGAAUCCAAGAAAAAUGUUCGUAGUCAAGUUUCUGCAAAAUCUAUCAGCACAGCUUCAGAGGAUUUAAACAAAAAUGAACCAAACCUCAAUAAAUUGGUAUCCUGGGUGACUGUGAAGAAAGAUUUAGAUGAAGAGAAAACAGAUGUGAAAAAAAAGCCUGUGAUACGGAAAGAUUUUAUUUCACGGACAGCUGUUGAAAAUAGGUCUCGUGCUUUAGUCAACAAUCUGAAAUUAGCUCAGUCAAUUUCAUCUAAAAUAACUCGGAUAGAUGAUUUAAACAAACACCUCAUGAUAUACCCUGCGUCUCGGUCUAUUGCAAAAAAGGCUGGUGCUGUGCAAGUAUUAUUACGGUUGUCACAGUCUGAGGUACCAAGUGUUAGGUCACGUGCUUAUGAAGCUCUGAGUCUUGUAGGCUAUGUUUCUCCUCCUAAAGGAAGAGGCAUCAGAAUAUUGUCAAUAGACGGUGGUGGAACGAGAGGUGUAAUUGCCCUUGAAACAUUAUGUAAGUUACAAGAAGCUUGUAAAACAGAUCUGUGGAAACUAUUCGACUAUGUUUGUGGUGUUAGUACCGGGGCUCUAAUGCUUGGGUUGAUAAUUCUUUAUCGGAUUCCACCUGAUGAAUGCUGUAAGUUGUACAAAAAACUUAGUCAAAGUAUGUUUACACGGAACAAAUUUGUUGGAACUGGACACCUCAUGUGGAGCCAUGCUUUCUAUGAUACAAAAGUCUGGGAAGAUAUCCUAAGGAAUCAUGCCGGUGAUACUGUUAUGUCAAAGUUUUCUCAAAAACCUGAUUGUCCAAAAAUGUCUGCUUUAUCAUGUGUUGUUAAUAUGGCAAAAAUGAAGAACUAUGUAUUUCGAACUUAUAACCUACCAUCGGGAGUGUACUCUCAGUACCCUGGAAGUUGUAAAUAUCAAUUAUGGGAAGCUAUUCGAGCAUCAUCUGCUGCUCCUGGUUACUAUACAGAAUUUCAGUUGGAUGAUUUAAUUCAUCAAGAUGGAGGCUUAUUGACCAAUAACCCAACUGCUUUAGCUAUUCAUGAAUGUCGAUUAUUGUGGCCAGAUACUCCCCUUCAAUGUGUAGUCUCUGUUGGCAAUGGAAGAUAUGAACCAAAUUUAGAAAUGAACACCAAUAAAAGUAGCCUCAAAGAGAAAGUUGUUAAAAUAUUAGACAGUGCAACUGAUACAGAAGCUGUUAAUACAACUUUGACCGAUUUACUACACCCAAGCAGCUACUUCCGAUUCAAUCCAUAUCUUUCUGAACCCUGUACAUUAGAUGAAAUCAGAAUGCAAAAACUCGAGCAAAUGCAGCAUGAUACUCGAAUGUACCUACGCAAAAAUGAAUACAAAGUGCAACGAUGUGCAGAAAAAUUACUAGAACAAAGACAUCUCUACCAAAAAGGAUUUGAUUGGUUACAAUUAAAGAAAGAUAUGCUAAAUAAAUAAUUUAAAUCAUUCAUAAAUAAGUAAAUUAUGUUCCCAGGCAGUUCACUUUGAGGUCAUUCAUUGUAAAUUUUAAUUACAUCAGAUUCCUUACUAUUUAUUUGCUUCUAGCCUUCUCUUAAAUCAACAAUCUACCUUUCUUCAGGAAUAAGUUUACAAGAGACUUGCCUGUCCAGUUGCUUGGAGACAGUUCAUGUUCAUAAAUGACUAAACGAAUUUGAUAUAUAUAUAUAUAUAUAUACACACAUACACUUACACACACAUUGUAUGUGUAUAUUAUACAUAUAUAGAUGUAUGUAUGCUGAAACCCCCUUCCGUCAUGAUUGACCAUGGGAUUGCACCUAGAAAGUUACUCUCUCAGGCACAAGUCCAGGCAAGGUUGUUUAUGGAAGACCAGCAGUCACCCAUGCAUACCAGCCUCCCCUCUCCAUGCCACCAGUGUUAUCCAAGGGAAAGGCAAAGGCCGAUACAGUUUGACACCUGUGACAUCGCAACUCAUUUCUACAGCUGAGUGAACUGGAUCAAUGUGAAAUAAAGUGUCUUGCUCAAGAACACAACACACAGCCCAGUCUGGGAUUCAAACUUACAACCUCACGAUCGUAAGCUCGACGCUCUAACCACUGAGCCAUGCGCCUUCACAUGUAUGUAUGAUAUCAUACAUAUAUAUGUAUGCAUGAUAUAUAUAUAUAUAUAUAUACACACACACACACACAUAUAUAUAUGCAUAUAUAAUAUAUAUGCAUAUAUAUACAUUAUGUACUUAUAUAAUAUAUAUACAAAUGCAUAUAUACAUUAUGUACAUAUAUAAUAUAUAUAUAUAUGCAUAUAUACAUUAUCUACAUAUAUAAUAUAUACGUAUAUAAUAUAUAUAUAUAUAUAUAUAUAUAUAUAUAUAUAUAUAUAUAUAUCAUCAUCAUCAUCGUACACACACACAUGCAAAUAUACACACAAAUAAUCCUGUGCAAUUUGAUGGCUGUUGAUUUGUAUGCUUUGAAAUAAAUGAGAAAGGUUCUCUAUCAACCUCUUUUUCUCUGUC